AUGAUCUGCUGGCUGACGAAGAUCGCCUACUUCGUGCUCCUCACGGAUCUCCUGGUUCCGGUGGCCGAGCUGGUUGUGCCCAGCUUGCGGACGUCCUACACUCCCGAGACGACCCGACGGAUUGUGGUUUGCAUCGCCGCACUCUUUCUGUCGCCCAUGUGCUUCAGAAGUAGCCUGUCUGCCCUGCGGUUCAUGUGCUUCGCGAGCGUUUGCAGUGUGGCCGUCGUGGGUGCAGUGGUGGGCAUCCGGGCCUUCGAGUCCCUCGGGCGCGAGCACACCAUCCAGGUGCAGCUCCCCAGUCACUUGAACCGGAUGGUGCAGGUAAUGCCAAAUUACAACCUCUGGCCAGAAAACUGGGAACAGGCGAUGUACGCUCUUCCCAUCUUCGGGGUCUCCUUCUUGUGUCACUUCAACGCACUGCCGACGCAUCAAGAGCUGGAACGGCCGACGCGCUAUCGCAUGAGAAGGGUGAUCUUGGUGACGCUCACAUUGACGUCGUUGAUAUACCUCUUCGUGAGCAUCUGCGGCUACCUCUUUGCGGGCUGCUUCACCUGCGGCAACGUCCUGCUGAACUUCCCAUCUGAUGACAACCUCAUCAACGUCGCGCGAGUGGCGUUGGGAAUGGUGUUGAUGCUGAACUUCCCCCUCAUCUGCCAGCCGUGUCGGAACGCGCUCUUCCGGCUCCUGAACGGCUCUGGCUGCGUCAAGGCCGCUGAGGCGCCGCUGACAGAGUCCCUGGAUGGCGCCCGGGAGAAUAGCUCCGGCUCCUUUAGCCUGGAGAUCGUUUCGACCUCCACGAACGACCUCACCAGCGACUCACAGGUGGGACGGCUGCCACGUGUCGCCGACCCGACACCUUCCAGGCAGCGGUCUUCCUCCCCUUCGCGGCCGUCAUCUACACCUUCGUCCCCGCCGGAGGCAUGCGUGCACGUCUACCUCCGCCAGGACACCCGCGGAGGUCGAGGUCAGAGCUCUGCAAGGAAUGCGCCCGACGUGCACGUCUUCGACACCUUCCAUCCCAAGGAAGAGGCCAUGCGGCAGGGGGCCCUCGAGCCUACGAACUGCCAAAGAAUAGUGUUAACAUCCCUCCUUCUGGGCACCUCAUUGCUGGUGAGCUGUGUCAUGAAGAGCAUCAUGGUCGUGUGGUCCGUGAUUGGCAGUACGGUGAGUUUCCUCAUAGCUUUCAUCCUGCCGGCACUCUUUUGGUACAAGGUGGUGGGACCAACGGUGCGCCCCUGGCGCCGUGGCGCUGCACUGGGGCUCAUUGCACUCUGCUGCGUGCUGUCCGCCAUUUGCUUCGUCCUGGCCU
Molecule: messenger RNA, 1309 nt
Organism: Symbiodinium necroappetens
Lineage: Eukaryota; Dinophyceae; Suessiales; Symbiodiniaceae
Source: the annotation of a GenBank genome assembly